This is a messenger RNA of Lymnaea stagnalis (great pond snail), 30111 nucleotides long. NCBI's taxonomy places the organism in Eukaryota, Metazoa, Mollusca, Gastropoda, Lymnaeidae. The record is from the annotation of a GenBank genome assembly.
GAAUCUGAACAAUUGACUGAAACUGAACAGUUCGCUGAACAAGUGACUACAACUGAACAGAUGACUGAAUCUGAAAAGCUGUUACAAGCUGAACAAGUGACUGAAACUCAACAAGUGACUGAAACUCAACAAGAUAAUGAAGCUGAACAGGUGUUUGAAACUGAACAUGUUACUGAAACUGAACAAUUGCCUAAAGCUGAACAUGUGACUGAACCUGAACAAUUGACUGAGACUGAACUGUUCGCUGAACAAGUGAUUACAACUGAACAGAUGACUGAAGCUGAACAGCUGUUAGAAGCUGAACAAUUGACUGAAACUCAACAAGUGACUGAAGCUGAACACGCGACUGAAGCUGAACAUGUGACUGAAUCUGAACAAUUGAAUGAAACUGAAAAAGUCGCUGAACAAGGGACUAUAACUGAAAAGGUGACUGAAACUGAACAAGUUAGUGAAGCUGAAUUGUUUAAUGAAUCUGAAAAAAAGACUGAAACUGAAGAGGGCACUGAAACUGAAUUUAUGACUGAAACUGAACAGAUGACUGAAACCGAAGAAGUGACUGGAGCUGAACAAGCUACUGAAGCUGAACAAGUUACAGAAUCUGAGCUGUUAACUGAAGUUAAACAGGUGUCUGAAGCUGAACAAGUGAAUGCAACUGAACAAGUUGCUGAAGGUGAACGAGUUACUGAAUCUGAAGAAGUGACUGAAGGGGAAUAUGUAACUGAAACUGAACAGGUGACUGAAACUGAACAGGUGACUGAAACUGAACAGAUGACUGAAACUGAACAGAUGACUGAAACUGAACAGAUGACUGAAACAGAACAGGUGACUGAAACUGAACAGGUGACUGAAACUGAACAGAUGACUGAAACUGAACAGAUGACUGAAACUGAACAGGUGACUGAAACUGAACAGGUGACUGAAACUGAACAGGUGACUGAAACUGAACAGAUGACUGAAACUGAGGAGGUAAAUGAAGCGGAAACAUUUUCUGAAAUUGAACAAGUAACAGAAGCUUGGCUAGUAUCUCAGGCUGAACAGAUGACUGAAUCUAACGUUUUUACUGAAACUAAAGAUUUUACUAGAACGGAACAAGUGACUGUGACGGAACAGGGUACUGAAACUAAUCAGGUGACGAAAACUGAAACGUUGAAUCAAACCGUAGAGUUUGAUGAAACUGAAAGGAUAACAGCAAAUGAACUCUCUGGUGAAAUUCAAAUAGCUUUAGCAGCAGAAUCUUAUUCACAAAUCGAACAACUCGCAGAAGACACUGCGGAAAGAAAGCUUGUCAGUGAAAUGGAGUUGAGUAAAAAAGAAGAACUUCGCCUAGAAACUUUAGAAAAUGAAGGACAGGGUUUGGACAUUGAAAUAACUGAUUGCAAUCGGUUAAGGGAGAUUAUAGCAGCUGAAAGUAGUGAAGAACGCGAUGACGAAAGACAUGGAGAUGGACAGUUUUCCAAUGCAACGGAAGAUUAUGAAAUCACCAACAACGUGGAAAGCCUUGAACUAGAAAAAACAACCAAACAAGUUGUCGAUGAUGUCUCACCCAAAGAAGACAUCCGCAAGGCUUCAACUGAAUCAUCACAGGUAACUGGAUGUGUAACAGUUUUUGACAUUUCAACAAUUGAAGAAGGAGGUUAUGAUCUGAUCACAGACGAUUUUGAGUUCAUUAAUGUCGAUACCUGUAAGGUGCAAGGAUUAUCCGAAGCAAUAUCAAGUCCAGAGGAAGAGUUAACUGACCAAAGACAACUGGAGGCCAUAGAAAAGUCAACAUUUGUUGAGUCCUUGACCACGGAUUCUGGGGCAUUCUUUCAAAGCUCAUCACAAGCCGAUGAUGCAACUGACCAACAGGGAAACACGGAUAAUGACGAUCUGUCAGAUGACAUUUCACAGUCUGAAACUAUAGAAUCUCUGAUACAUGAAUGUAAUUCUAACAUAAUUUCAAAGGAAAAGGCCGUGAUCAAGGAAUCAUUCAAAGAAACAGCCGAGAAAGAAACCAGAACAGCCUAUUAUGAACAAGUAGAAAAUUAUGAAGACAAAGAAGAUGAAAACGCUCAAGACAAAAUAGGAGAAGAUGAAGGAACGGUAGAAGAAAUUGAAGGAGUAAAUAAAGAAAAAGAACACUUACUAGGUAAAGAAGUAGUAGAAAAAGAAGUAACAGAAAAAGAGCCAAACGUUUUGGAAGUAGUCAGUGGAGAAGAAAGUGGAGAAGAAGUAAGCAGUGAAGACGAUGACAGAGAAGAAGUAGAAAAGGAGCAAUGGGAAGAGAAAGACGAGAAUGAGACAUAUGAGGUAAGUGAAAAUGAGUGCAAAUCAUCUGAUAAUGAACUAGACAUUAAAGUAGAUUUAGAUUACCAAAAUAGGCUGGAGAAUGACCAAACCUCUUUCCAAGUUAUUUGCACUGAUAAUAACCCAUUUAGUGACUUAACGCCAUCUAGUGCGAUGGAAGUCCCAGCAUGGCUUCUGACUUGUUCGGAAGUCAUUGACCACCAAGGAAUACAGCCUGUUGAAAAUGAUUUGUUGAAUAGAGCUGCAACUCCCGAGGCCUUCCUGGAAGAUGAAUGGAUCUGCCCGAGUCUACAACAGAACUCAACCAGAGAGCCGAAUGAUGAUGCACCGUUCGUUAUACCGGAUUUCGGAAAAAGCUUUGCAAACGACAAUGACGUUGAUUUGGGCAAAGAUCACGUUGUCAGUGACCCAAUCAUUUAUUCAGAUCCCGGACACGAGGAUGACAUGUUUACUGAUGUUUUCAAUGAGUCCAUUGUGGAGGAUUCUCAGUCGUUACCACAGGUUCUUCAGCAUUUGUCUAAAAAUCCUGAUAACCAUAAAAAAUGGGAAGAUGGUGUCGAACAUGGGGAAGACGAACAUAUUCAGAGAAUGGAAGAAGAAAUUCAAAGGGAAGAAGAGAGUAUUGUACGCAAACUAGUAGACCCAGAAGGAAAAGAAGCUCGUGAUGAAGAAAAAUCAGUUUCCUUGAGCUACGGAAGCGAUUUGCCCGAGGCUGAACGUAACAUCGAAGUAGCACACAAAUCAACAGAAGAGACUCAACAGUUGGUUACACUGGACCAUACACGACAUCCAAUAAAUAAAGAGGAUGAAGAUGAUGAAGAUGCUUACCAAGAUGACGAAUUCGAAACUGAUGACGAAGAAACAGGAAGUGAGAGGGAAUGGGACACAUUGGAAACACAAGAAAUGUGUCCAAUGAAUGGAGAAGAACAAGUAUCAGAUGUAAAAAAGAUAUCAGAGGAAGGGGAUGUAAUAGAAGCAGAGGAAUUAUAUAAGGAAGCAGAAACAUCCAAAGAAAAUGAAUACAGCAGUGAAGUAGACAAAGUGGAAACAAGAAAACAAUUUGAUCCCUUCAUCCUUAGCGAAGCUUCUUUUCUUCAGUCAAAAUCCAUUGAUAUUGAAAUCUCUGAGAAAACUGAUAUCCCUGAAGAGUUUGAAAUGGUCUUAAAAAACCAAACAGAGUCCCUUGCCAUUGAAGACUCCCAUGUUGAUAAUGAUGAUUCCAAAGAUUCACCACACUCACAAGAGCUCACAAAUGUGGAAAUAAUUUCUCAAAGUGAUGUCAAUGACUCUGAAGGAAGUAACAUAGAUACAUUUCUGGGUGAAUCAGAAAUUACUUACACUAUGUUAGGGUCUGAACAUGAAGAAAAUUUACCUGAAACUAAAUUGCCGUUGGAUGAAUCUUUUGAGUUUCUGGAUGGCAAGACUUCAUUUAUGAUUGAAGAAAGCUCGCCUUUAGACUCGGAAGAUGAAGGAAUCCACAUAUUGUCACCAACCUUCCAAGAAGAAAAAAACAAAGAUUAUUCGAAACAAGAUAUACAAUUUUCUGAGUUAGUAAUUAGCGAAGACAGCUCAAAAUCACUUCACCAAUGUCAGCAAUUUGUAACUUCGGAAGAAACUCCUACUUCAUACGUGGCCCAUCAAUCAGAUUCAGACCAAAACACUGAAAUCGAUAGUGAGGAUGAUCAAUCCCUAAGAGCAGAUGUAGAAAAAUUUCCUUUAUGCUUUGAUGAAAAUUCACUCAUACAUAUAAACAUAUUUCAAGUUGAAUCCAUUCCUCUUUUGCAGAAAGGUGAAGGCGUGAAUUUCAUUGAAGUAGAUGAAGUCACAUAUCCAGAAGAUGACACGGCUGUCCAACAUUGUGCAGAUGAUUUGACCAUUGGAAAGAGCACGUCUGAAGACAAACUAACUGCUCAUUUACCUGCUGAUGAUAAUGAAGAUUUGAAGGACGACAGCUCAUAUCCAAAUGAUUAUUUCAAAGAUAUCAAAGAAGUCACGGAGUUUGGUAGAGAGGACGAUACGGAUGCAGUUCGGGCCAGCCCGAAAACCGGUCCUCGGUUAGUUCACUAUGACUCUAUAAGUUUACAAGAAAGUGAUGCUUUCCCCGAUGAAUGGAUGCUCCCAAUAAUUGAAAAAGAAUCGCCCUUCAGAAAACAUGCUGCAAAGACAAUGCCACAAAAUUAUGACCUGAAAGGUAAGGAAGAAGAUUACUUACAAAAUAAAACAUUUGCAAUAAUUGAUCAAGAUUCAGUCCUUUCCGAAGAAGUAACUAAAGUGUCUCCGAGUGAAACUGCAUUUGAAAUAGAAGAUCAAAGGCAACUUUCCAUAAUGAAAAAACAGUCCAAUUAUUCUGAUAGCUAUGCCUCCAGCUUGCAAGAAAAUGACGCAUUCCCCGAUGAAUGGAUGAUUGAUAUCAUUGAAAAAGAGUCCCCUUACAAAAAAUCACUCACUCGAAGUGAAAAAAAAUGUGAAGAUUUGUACGACUCAGAGUUGAACGACGAUGAAACGUUGAUUGUAAUUGUUCAAGAAGGGUUGGCAGAAACGGACUCCAGGAAACCUGAGAAAGAUAAGUUCGAUGUUAGCUUUGUGCAAUUGGACAAACACAUUUCUUGUUCUGAAGGUGAUGGCAGGUCUGGCGAUGAAGAUACUGAAGACAUCAAAACUGUGGCUAACGAGUCCGAAACAAGAGCCUUAGUUGAGGAGUUUGCCAGCUCGGUUGUGUUAGAAAUACUCAGUGACCUGAAUAGUGUUUUGGGGAAUAUUGAGCAAAAUCCCGAGAGUUUCAUUAAUGAAGUAGACAAGAGCUCAAAGUUAAGAGAAUGUAAAGACAUAGAAGAAAAAAAAGAAAAAGAUUACAUCGAAGAAAAUAAAGAUGAAGAUAACACUAAAGAAGACAAUAAAGAGGAAAAAGACCAAAGAGAACUCUUUGUGGAGAAAAAAGAGGAUGAUUACACUGUGGAGAAAGAAGAAAAAGAUGAAUACAGCCAGGAGAAAGAAGAGGAUGAUUACAAUGUAGAGAAAGAAGAGGAUGAUUACAUUGUAGAGAAAGAAGAGGAUGCUUAUGUAGUUGAGAAGGAAGAGGAUGAAUACAGUGAGGAGGAAAAAAAGGACGAUUACAUUGUACAGAAAGAAGAGGAUGAUUACGUUGUGGAGAAGGAAGAUGAUGAUUACAGUAUGCAGAAAGAAGAGGAUAAUUACACUGUGGAAAAAGAAGAAGAUGAUACCAUUAUCGAGAAAGAAGAGGAUGAUUCCAUUGGUAAGACAGAGGAGAAAGAUUACACUUUUAAGACAAAAGAAGAGAAAUACACAGGUAAGACAGAAGAUGGGGAUACAAAUGUUACGACAGAACAAGAGGAUUACUAUAGCAAGAAUGAAGAGGAGAAAAACAUGGUUGAGGAAGAAGAGGAUGAUCACACUGAGGACGAGGAAGAUUCUUUCAGCUUUGAUAUUGAACAGAGAGAAUCAUAUCUAAAGAAAUCAGAAACAUUUAAGCAAGUGAAAGAAACGGAUUUGCAGCUUCAAAACAUUGAAGAAUUGGGAUUGCAGAAUUCUGAAUCUCAUACAGUGAAUAAUGUGGUGGAUAAGAACAAUGAAUUAAAAUCAGAUGAGGAAAAACUAUUAAAAGAUGAGGAAAGUGUUGACAAGUCUGAUGACACUAAAAUUGAGGAAUUUGAAUCUUGGCAAAAAUAUCAGUCUGAAGAUGCAGAAGAAAGCACUGGAUGUUCAUUUGAGGAUAAUGCACAAUUAGAUCUAAAAGUUGUAGGCAAUAUUACAAAUGAAAACCAACAAGAAUUUGUAGAAAGAAAGAUUGUGACCACAUUGCUGUUCAACGCACCAAAGCUAAAGGCCUGUGUUCCCCAAAACCAAGAGAAGUUUGAAUCAAUUCUGUCCAUCACAACUGGCAGUCCCAAACCUGAAACAGUUUCAUCAAACGAAUUUUUCCAACUUGAUGAUUACAGUGUAAGUACAAAACAUGUCCAAGUUGUGCUUCUGGAACAAGAAAAAACAGUCACAUCUGAGACGUUUGUUCAUCCAAAAAACAAAGUUGUGGAAGAACCAUUUAAAGUUGAAACACGUGAGCAAGAAUGCAUCAUAACGCCACCAAAUUCACCAACGUUACUGCUUAAAAAUGUGUCUCCAAAUCAAUUCACUGUACUGGAGAGCAUUGAUUUAGGUGUUGCCGACAUGUGUAAGACAAAAGUAGAUGAUGAUGUUUCGAUAAAAGGGGAUCAAUCUAGUUCUGAACAAGAAAUUACAUAUGAAGAAAAUGAUAUUGAGAACGGAACAGAAGAAGGCCAAGAAAAAAUGGAAUUGACAGAAUUAAGUAUACUGUCACAACAAGUUGAAAUUCAUGAAGAACAGGUCGUUUCAAAAGCGGAAGAGGUCUCUGUUGAAGAAGAUCAAUCACUUUCUGAAGAACAAAUAACAUCUGAAGAUUUAUCACAACAAGAUGAUGAGUCUUUCUCUGAAGCUAAAGAAGACAUUACAGAUACAUACGUUGCUGAUGGACAGACUACAGAAUCUGAUGUCAUAGAAUCUCACAUCUAUGAUGCUGAUGAAAGCAAUUUGCUGGUCAGACCAACAAGUCCUGAUAUUUGAGGACAGCUUUAAUGAAGAAAAUGACAUUGAGAUCGGAACAGAAGAAGGCCAAGAAAAAAUGGAAUUGACAGAAUUAAGUAUACUGUCACAACAAGUUGAAAUUCAUGAAGAACAGGUCGUUUCAAAAGCGGAAGAGGUCUCUGUUGAAGAAGAUCAAUCACUUUCUGAAGAACAAAUAACAUCUGAAGAUUUAUCACAACAAGAUGAUGAGUCUUUCUCUGAAGCCAAAGAAGACAUUACAGAUACAUACAUUGCUGAUAGACAGACUACAGAAUCUGAUGUCAUAGAAUCUCACAUCUAUGAUGCUGAUGAAAGCAAUUUGCUGGUCAGACCAACAAGUCCUGAGGCCUUUGAUGAUGACUUCAUAAAACCAAUUCUUCAGACCAAUUUGGAAUUUAGAUCAGAAUCUGAAGAUCAAGUUCCUUUGGAACAGCAAACAUUUGAGGACAGCUUUAAUGAAGAAAAUGACAUUGAGAUCGGAACAGAAGAAGGCCAAGAAAAAAUGGAAUUGACAGAAUUAAGUAUACUGUCACAACAAGUUGAAAUUCAUGAAGAACAGGUCGUUUCAAAAGCGGAAGAGGUCUCUGUUGAAGAAGAUCAAUCACUUUCUGAAGAACAAAUUAUAUCUGAAGAUUUAUCACAACAAGAUGAUGAGUCUUUCUCUGAAGCCAAAGAAGACAUUACAGAUACAUACAUUGCUGAUAGACAGACUACAGAAUCUGAUGUCAUAGAAUCUCACAUCUAUGAUGCUGAUGAAAGCAAUUUGCUGGUCAGACCAACAAGUCCUGAGGCCUUUGAUGAUGACUUCAUAAAACCAAUUCUUCAGACAAAUUUAGAAUUUAGAUCAGAAUCUGAAGAUCAAGUUCCUUUGGAACAGCAAAAAUUUGAGGACAGCUUUAAUGAAGAAAAUGACAUUGAGAUCGGAACAGAAGAAGGCCAAGAAAAAAUGGAAUUGACAGAAUUAAGUAUACUGUCACAACAGGUUGAAAUUCAUGAAAAACAGGUCGUUUUAAAAGCGGAAGAGGUCUCUGUUGAAGAAGAUCAAUCACUUUCUGAAGAACAAAUAACAUCUGAAGAUUUAUCACAACAAGAUGAUGAGUCUUUCUCUGAAGCUAAAGAAGACAUUACAGAUACAUACGUUGCUGAUGGACAGACUACAGAAUCUGAUGUCAUAGAAUCUCACAUCUAUGAUGCCGAUGAAAGCAAUUUGCUGGUCAGACCAACAAGUCCUGAGGCCUUUGAUGAUGACUUCAUAAAACCAAUUCUUCAGACCAAUUUGGAAUUUAGAUCAGAAUCUGAAGAUCAAGUUCCUUUGGAACAGCAAACAUUUGAGGACAGCUUUAAUGAAGAAAAUGACAUUGAGAUCGGAACAGAAGAAGGCCAAGAAAAAAUGGAAUUGACAGAAUUAAGUAUACUGUCACAACAAGUUGAAAUUCAUGAAGAACAGGUCGUUUCAAAAGCGGAAGAGGUCUCUGUUGAAGAAGAUCAAUCACUUUCUGAAGAACAAAUAACAUCUGAAGAUUUAUCACAACAAGAUGAUGAGUCUUUCUCUGAAGCUAAAGAAGACAUUACAGAUACAUACGUUGCUGAUGGACAGACUACAGAAUCUGAUGUCAUAGAAUCUCACAUCUAUGAUGCUGAUGAAAGCAAUUUGCUGGUCAGACCAACAAGUCCUGAGGCCUUUGAUGAUGACUUCAUAAAACCAAUUCUUCAGACCAAUUUGGAAUUUAGAUCAGAAUCUGAAGAUCAAGUUCCUUUGGAACAGCAACAAUUUGAGGACAGCUUUAAUGAAGAAAAUGACAUUGAGAUCGGAACAGAAGAAGGCCAAGAAAAAAUGGAAUUGACAGAAUUAAGUAUACUGUCACAACAAGUUGAAAUUCAUGAAGAACAGGUCGUUUCAAAAGCGGAAGAGGUCUCUGUUGAAGAAGAUCAAUCACUUUCUGAAGAACAAAUAACAUCUGAAGAUUUAUCACAACAAGAUGAUGAGUCUUUCUCUGAAGCUAAAGAAGACAUUACAGAUACAUACGUUGCUGAUGGACAGACUACAGAAUCUGAUGUCAUAGAAUCUCACAUCUAUGAUGCUGAUGAAAGCAAUUUGCUGGUCAGACCAACAAGUCCUGAGGCCUUUGAUGAUGACUUCAUAAAACCAAUUCUUCAGACCAAUUUGGAAUUUAGAUCAGAAUCUGAAGAUCAAGUUCCUUUGGAACAGCAAAAAUUUGAGGACAGCUUUAAUGAAGAAAAUGACAUUGAGAUCGGAACAGAAGAAGGCCAAGAAAAAAUGGAAUUGACAGAAUUAAGUAUACUGUCACAACAAGUUGAAAUUCAUGAAGAACAGGUCGUUUCAAAAGCGGAAGAGGUCUCUGUUGAAGAAGAUCAAUCACUUUCUGAAGAACAAAUAACAUCUGAAGAUUUAUCACAACAAGAUGAUGAGUCUUUCUCUGAAGCUAAAGAAGACAUUACAGAUACAUACGUUGCUGAUGGACAGACUACAGAAUCUGAUGUCAUAGAAUCUCACAUCUAUGAUGCUGAUGAAAGCAAUUUGCUGGUCAGACCAACAAGUCCUGAGGCCUUUGAUGAUGACUUCAUAAAACCAAUUCUUCAGACCAAUUUGGAAUUUAGAUCAGAAUCUGAAGAUCAAGUUCCUUUGGAACAGCAAAAAUUUGAGGACAGCUUUAAUGAAGAAAAUGACAUUGAGAUCGGAACAGAAGAAGGCCAAGAAAAAAUGGAAUUGACAGAAUUAAGUAUACUGUCACAACAAGUUGAAAUUCAUGAAGAACAGGUCGUUUCAAAAGCGGAAGAGGUCUCUGUUGAAGAAGAUCAAUCACUUUCUGAAGAACAAAUAACAUCUGAAGAUUUAUCACAACAAGAUGAUGAGUCUUUCUCUGAAGCUAAAGAAGACAUUACAGAUACAUACGUUGCUGAUGGACAGACUACAGAAUCUGAUGUCAUAGAAUCUCACAUCUAUGAUGCUGAUGAAAGCAAUUUGCUGGUCAGACCAACAAGUCCUGAGGCCUUUGAUGAUGACUUCAUAAAACCAAUUCUUCAGACCAAUUUGGAAUUUAGAUCAGAAUCUGAAGAUCAAGUUCCUUUGGAACAGCAACAAUUUGAGGACAGCUUUAAUGAAGAAAAUGACAUUGAGAUCGGAACAGAAGAAGGCCAAGAAAAAAUGGAAUUGACAGAAUUAAGUAUACUGUCACAACAGGUUGAAAUUCAUGAAGAACAGGUCGUUUUAAAAGCGGAAGAGGUCUCUGUUGAAGAAGAUCAAUCACUUUCUGAAGAACAAAUAACAUCUGAAGAUUUAUCACAACAAGAUGAUGAGUCUUUCUCUGAAGCUAAAGAAGACAUUACAGAUACAUACGUUGCUGAUGGACAGACUACAGAAUCUGAUGUCAUAGAAUCUCACAUCUAUGAUGCUGAUGAAAGCAAUUUGCUGGUCAGACCAACAAGUCCUGAGGCCUUUGAUGAUGACUUCAUAAAACCAAGUCUUCAGACCAAUUUGGAAUUUAGAUCAGAAUCUGAAGAUCAAGUUCCUUUGGAACAGCAAAAAUUUGAGGACAGCUUUAAUGAAGAAAAUGACAUUGAGAUCGGAACAGAAGAAGGCCAAGAAAAAAUGGAAUUGACAGAAUUAAGUAUACUGUCACAACAAGUUGAAAUUCAAGAAGAACAGGUCGUUUCAAAAGCGGAAGAGGUCUCUGUUGAAGAAGAUCAAUCACUUUCUGAAGAACAAAUAACAUCUGAAGAUUUAUCACAACAAGAUGAUGAGUCUUUCUCUGAAGCUAAAGAAGACAUUACAGAUACAUACGUUGCUGAUGGACAGACUACAGAAUCUGAUGUCAUAGAAUCUCACAUCUAUGAUGCCGAUGAAAGCAAUUUGCUGGUAAGACCAACAAGUCCUGAGGCCUUUGAUGAUGACUUCAUAAAACCAAUUCUUCAGACCAAUUUGGAAUUUAGAUCAGAAUCUGAAGAUCAAGUUCCUUUGGAACAGCAACAAUUUGAGGACAGCUUUAAUGAAGAAAAUGACAUUGAGAUCGGAAUAGAAGAAGGCAAAGAAAAAAUGAAAUUGACAGAAUUAAGUAUACUGUCACAACAAGUUGAAAUUCAUGAAGAACAGGCCGUUUCAAAAGCGGAAGAGGUCUCUGUUGAAGAAGAUCAAUCACUUUCUGAAGAACAAAUAACAUCUGAAGAUUUAUCACAACAAGAUGAUGAGUCUUUCCCUGAAGCUAAAGAAGACAUUACAGAUACAUACGUUGCUGAUGGACAGACUACAGAAUCUGAUGUCAUAGAAUCUCACAUCUAUGAUGCUGAUGAAAGCAAUUUUCUGGUCAGACCAACAAGUCCUGAGGCCUUUGAUGAUGACUUCAUAAAACCAAUUCUUCAGACCAAUUUGGAAUUUAGAUCAGAAUCUGAAGAUCAAGUUCCUUUGGAACAGCAACAAUUUGAGGACAGCUUUAAUGAAGAAAAUGACAUUGAGAUCGGAACAGAAGAAGGCCAAGAAAAAAUGGAAUUGACAGAAUUAAGUAUACUGUCACAACAAGUUGAAAUUCAUGAAGAACAGGUCGUUUCAAAAGCGGAAGAGGUCUCUGUUGAAGAAGAUCAAUCACUUUCUGAAGAACAAAUUAUAUCUGAAGAUUUAUCACAACAAGAUGAUGAGUCUUUCUCUGAAGCCAAAGAAGACAUUACAGAUACAUACAUUGCUGAUAGACAGACUACAGAAUCUGAUGUCAUAGAAUCUCACAUCUAUGAUGCUGAUGAAAGCAAUUUGCUGGUCAGACCAACAAGUCCUGAGGCCUUUGAUGAUGACUUCAUAAAACCAAUUCUUCAGACUAUAGACAGACUACAGAAUCUGAUGUCAUAGAAUCUCACAUCUAUGAUGCUGAUGAAAGCAAUUUGCUGGUCAGACCAACAAGUCCUGAGGCCUUUGAUGAUGACUUCAUAAAACCAAUUCUUCAGACCAAUUUGGAAUUUAGAUCAGAAUCUGAAGAUCAAGUUCCUUUGGAACAGCAACAAUUUGAGGACAGCUUUAAUGAAGAAAAUGACAUUGAGAUCGGAAUAGAAGAAGGCCAAGAAAAAAUGGAAUUGACAGAAUUAAGUAUACUGUCACAACAAGUUGAAAUUCAUGAAGAACAGGUCUUUUUAAAAGCGGAAGAGGUCUCUGUUGAAGAAGAUCAAUCACUUUCUGAAGAACAAAUUAUAUCUGAAGAUUUAUCACAACAAGAUGAUGAGUCUUUCUCUGAAGCUAAAGAAGACAUUACAGAUACAUACGUUGCUGAUGGACAGACUACAGAAUCUGAUGUCAUAGAAUCUCACAUCUAUGAUGCUGAUGAAAGCAAUUUUCUGGUCAGACCAACAAGUCCUGAGGCCUUUGAUGAUGACUUCAUAAAACCAAUUCUUCAGACCAAUUUGGAAUUUAGAUCAGAAUCUGAAGAUCAAGUUCCUUUGGAACAGCAACAAUUUGAGGACAGCUUUAAUGAAGAAAAUGACAUUGAGAUCGGAACAGAAGAAGGCCAAGAAAAAAUGGAAUUGACAGAAUUAAGUAUACUGUCACAACAAGUUGAAAUUCAAGAAGAACAGGUCGUUUCAAAAGCGGAAGAGGUCUCUGUUGAAGAAGAUCAAUCACUUUCUGAAGAACAAAUAACAUCUGAAGAUUUAUCACAACAAGAUGAUGAGUCUUUCUCUGAAGCUAAAGAAGACAUUACAGAUACAUACGUUGCUGAUGGACAGACUACAGAAUCUGAUGUCAUAGAAUCUCACAUCUAUGAUGCUGAUGAAAGCAAUUUGCUGGUCAGACCAACAAGUCCUGAGGCCUUUGAUGAUGACUUCAUAAAACCAAUUCUUCAGACCAAUUUGGAAUUUAGAUCAGAAUCUGAAGAUCAAGUUCCUUUGGAACAGCAACAAUUUGAGGACAGCUUUAAUGAAGAAAAUGACAUUGAGAUCGGAACAGAAGAAGGCCAAGAAAAAAUGGAAUUGACAGAAUUAAGUAUACUGUCACAACAAGUUGAAAUUCAAGAAGAACAGGUCGUUUCAAAAGCGGAAGAGGUCUCUGUUGAAGAAGAUCAAUCACUUUCUGAAGAACAAAUAACAUCUGAAGAUUUAUCACAACAAGAUGAUGAGUCUUUCUCUGAAGCUAAAGAAGACAUUACAGAUACAUACGUUGCUGAUGGACAGACUACAGAAUCUGAUGUCAUAGAAUCUCACAUCUAUGAUGCUGAUGAAAGCAAUUUGAUGGUCAGACCAACAAGUCCUGAGGCCUUUGAUGAUGACUUCAUAAAACCAAUUCUUCAGACCAAUUUGGAAUUUAGAUCAGAAUCUGAAGAUCAAGUUCCUUUGGAACAGCAAAAAUUUGAGGACAGCUUUAAUGAAGAAAAUGACAUUGAGAUCGGAACAGAAGAAUUCCAAGAAAAAAUGGAAUUGACAGAAUUAAGUAUACUGUCACAACAAGUUGAAAUUCAUGAAGAACAGGUCGUUUCAAAAGCGGAAGAGGUCUCUGUUGAAGAAGAUCAAUCACUUUCUGAAGAACAAAUAACAUCUGAAGAUUUAUCACAACAAGAUGAUGAGUCUUUCUCUGAAGCUAAAGAAGACAUUACAGAUACAUACGUUGCUGAUGGACAGACUACAGAAUCUGAUGUCAUAGAAUCUCACAUCUAUGAUGCUGAUGAAAGCAAUUUGCUGGUCAGACCAACAAGUCCUGAAGCCUUUGAUGAUGACUUCAUACAACCAAUUCUUCAGACGAAUACUAAAUUUAUUGCUGAACACAUGUCAGUUACACGAGUAGAAUUUGAAGAGUCAUUUAAUGAAGUAAAUGAUGUUGAACUUGGAACAGAAAUGAAUGAAGAUAACCUUACAACUUCUGAAGCUGCAUUAAUUUUAAGUUGGUUUGAAUCGCUGACACAUGAGGAUGAUAUUUACAAGGAUCGUGACUUAGUCUUGAUUGCUGGUGACCACUGCGCCAAACAGGCUUUUGAAGAAGAAAGAUGUAAUAUUACGAGUGAACAAGACAGUGAUGAAGAAGGAUUAAAAUUCUUGACAAAUAUUGACUUCGAACACAUUGUUGAUAUUCAAGAAUGGCACGUCACAGCUUCUGAUGACAUUGAAACAAUCAUCCACAGCACUGAUUCUCAUGAUGUUAUGAACAGACCUUCCAGCCCUGAAGCUUUCGAUGAUGACUUUAUUAAGCCUAUUUUGAGAGAUAAUUUUCAGCUCAACCUAGCUCACGAAAAUGAAAAUGUUGAAGAAAUGAAGAGUUUUAGGGACAGCUUCAGCCACGAGAAUGACAUUGAAUUUGGUGAAGAAUUCCAAAUUUAUUGUGUCUCUAAAGAAGAGACAAAGUUUAUACUUCAGCUCACCGAUUCUGUCUCUGAUAGCUUCUACCAUGAUAGAGAAAAAAGUGCGGAAAAUGAAUCAGAUGGUGAAAAUGAAAGACUAAAGAAAGAACUUAAAGCAUCUAUUACAGAAAAUAUAAUCAGUGACAUAGAAGAUACUGAGACCGAAUUUAGAAAUACAAGUUCAUUUCACCAAAAAGAUGAUUUCAAUCAGGAACACGAAAAUAGAACCACGGGUAGCUCAUUGAACGAUCAGAAUCUUUUUGAAACUGUCUCAGUUUUAAGUGGUGAUUCUUUCACUAUAUCUAAAGAAGAUCUUGACCCUGAAGUCGAAGAAGAUCUUUACACUGAAGUCAAAGAAGAUGAAGCUAUCAAAACUCAUGAACUGCACUUGACAGCUUCUGAUGCCCUUGAAGCAGAAACACAUGACCCAGACUCUGAAAACCUGAUGUACAGAUCCUCAAGCCCGGAGGCCUUUGACGAUGAGUGGAUUAAACCGAUCUUACUCGCUAAUGCUUUGACGAAACAGGCAGAAACUCAACAAGUUCCUUAUUUUUCAGAGAGUUUUUUGGAUUACAAUGAGAUAGAUUUCGGAAAUGAGUUGGAAAACCUCAGGUCUGAUGCUAAACAUAAAGGGCAGCUGGAAGUAAGUAUCAAGGAACAAAUUGUUGCUCUCAAUAUUGCAUCUUUAAUCGACCAAUCAGAAGUUUUCUUCGAACACUCGUCUGACGAUCUGCAGAGAAUGAAGUUUGCUUGUGAAAAACUGGACGAUGAGCUAGGAACAGGCGAAGAAACAAAUCUGAUGUUAGGAGGCGACCAACGUGAUAUUCGUGUAGCUGCUUCUGAUCACGAUGACAGUUCACGUUCAGAAAAUUAUUUACAAGAUAAAUGUGAUACAACAGAAAAUGCUACAUAUGCACAAACAACUGACACAACACUCUGUAUUCCUGAAAAAACUGAGGAAUUUUCUGAAAAAGAAAAGACACAAACUGAUGAUAGAAGAGAAGAAGAAUUUUCAGAGGAAAACAAAGACGAGAGAAGUCUUUUGAGGCAUGAAUAUCCCCAAACUCAGCCACAAGUACAUCAGUCCCUUGAAGGUGAAGAUUUAAUUCUUGAAAUUGAUCAAAACCAAAUACAAACUUCCCCACUCUUGUCGAACGAAUCGGGUUUAAUUAUCCUGGGUGAUGGCUGUGAUCAACUGCAGUCAACCGAGGAGAAUGAGGACGCUGAAGAUGACGUAAAAUAUGAUUCAGAAGACUACCAAGAAACAGACGAAGAAACAGAAGACAGUGUGAAAGAUGAAGGAUCCACGAAUGAGGAGCAGCACCGCCAGCUUUAUCAAGAAGUGUUAUCACUUGAAAUUGAACAACAUCAAAUGGAGUUUACUUCUGCACACCAAAUUGGUGUCGUUGAUAUUGUGCCGUCAGAUGCAAAAUUAAAGCAGGAAAUGGGAUAUGAACUUUGCGAGGAAUCAAAAACUGUGCUGAAAGAAGAUGAGGAUCGUGCAGAGUUUGAUGAACAUGAAAUUCACGAUGAUGAAGAAGAAGCUGGUGAUGAAAAAAAUGGUGAAGAAGAUAAAAUGGAGGAAGUAGAAGAGAAAGAGGAACAAGAUGAACGUGAAGAAGAUGUGAAGGGGGAAGUUGAAAUAGAAGAAACAGAGGAAAAAGAUGAGGAAGAAAAAGAGGAUGAAGAAAAAGGCAUGCUUGAUAAAUCUGCAAUAGAAGAAAUUGACAACCAUGACAAUGAACAUCGUCAAAUUAUUCAAGAAAUCAGUGGCAUAAUGAGGACUGAAAGAGUUUCCAAAGAGAAAAUUGAAAGACAAAAGUUUAGGGAACGAGAAGACAGCAAACAAUCAGAGCUUCAACAAAUAAGCUGGCCAAUAGAACAAGAGGAUUUAGUUCUUGAAAUAGAUGAGAGCCAAGUAGAAACUCUGCCAAUCAUCGCAGACUCUGGAUUGAUAUUUGUUGAUACCACAACUUCAUUUGAUCAAGCUGAAUUUUUGGCUUCCACUGGUAGAGUUGUCCUAGUAACCGAUUUAGAUGAAGAUUUCACGGUGCUGGAGGACAUCGUUGAUGAACAAAUACAAGAAGGGGAGAAUGUGAGAGGAAAAGAUGAAGCGAUUAAGGAUAACGGGGAAGAGGAAUGUGAAAUGCUGGCAGAAGAAAAAAGUGAAGAAGACGUAGAAGUAGCCGAUGACGGUGAAGCUGUAAACGUGGUGUCGGAGCUACAACACAGAGAACUUGUUCAACAAUGGCAAGAUGAAGAAGAUGCUCUUGUUGAAAUUAAUCAAAACCAGGCCCAACCUUUUCCAUUGCUACCACCAGAUGACAAUGGCAUUGACGUUUCUCCGAGUUAUCACGAAACAGUUCAUCUAGAGAACUUACAAGUUACUGAGAAUAAAACAGAAGCACGUCAAGGAAAAGACGAGAACAGGAACAUGGUAACAGAAGAAAAAGAAGAAUAUGAUGAUGAAAGUUUUGAACUGGAUGCUGAAGACCUGGAAUACGAGGAUGAUGAAAAGGGAUACAAGGAACGACACCUAAAACUGUUGCAAAGUGAUCAUACAAAUUUAGAGAAACAGAAGGGAAAAUGUGGUGAUGGAAAGAGGGAAAAAACGGAAGAAGAAAGUUCUCCGAAAAUAGAAGAUGAAGACCUUGUUCUAGAAAUUGACCAAAGUCAAAUCGAGUGUGUACCAUUGCAGCCCAUUGAGCCUGAUGUUAUCUUUGUUGAUUCCGUUGUUACUUCUGAACAAUCUUCUGCGGAUAUUUCUUCUGAAGCGACACAACGGCAAGGGUUGGAAAAAGAGCUUAUUGAAAAUGAUGAGAUAAACAAACUGAAUGAAGAAUUUGCAAACCUCGAAGAUGAAACAGAGACUGAAAGUGGUGAGCAAUCAGAGAAUGAUGAAAGUGGAGACAUCAUACUCAUCCAUCAUCGACCACUGGUGCAAAGUGAUGAUACUUUAGUUGAGAAUGAGAUACAAAUCGAAGAUCUCUCACAAACACCCUGUCAGGAAAAUCAUGAAGAUGAUCAUUGGCAGAGAGUGCACGAUGAGGAUGUUAUAAAAUCGAAUGAAACGCUAGAAACGCUGUCGGUGCUUACACCAGAUCUAAACACAACAGAUAACAGUUUCAUUUCAGACGUAAGCAAGGAGCAAGAAGUGCUGCUUAAUUUGGAAGAAGAAGAAAAAGGAAUCGUUGAAUCAGCUGAGGCACUUGGUGAUCGAGAUAAUGCUACUGGAGAGGAACCUAACUUACUUAUAAAAGAAUACACGGACUAUUUACCUCAAUUACAGGACGUCCUUACCGUAAAAGCAGCUGAUCAUUCAGAAACUAGUGAACUUGUAGUUAUUCAGCAUGCUGAAAGCCAUUGGGGGAAUAAUUCUGAUAUAAAAAAUAUAGAUGAACAACUGUUAUCAGAAAAAGAUGAUGCUAUUCUUGAAACCAAUCAAAACCAAAUGGAAAGUGUCCUAUUAAGGACAAUUAAUGAUGAAUUCCAAAAGUCUCAAGAGAUUUCACCUCUUUGCUCAGCACCUGCUACUCACCCAGGUAUAGAAAGAAAUGACAAUGUACAGAACACGAAAGUGUACGAAGAUGUUGAUGAUAAGGUGGGGGAAAGUAAGGAACAAGACAGUGAGACAGGUGAAGAUGACGAAGAGAAUGAAGAGGACAAUGAGACAGAUGAAGAGGAGAAAGACGAUGAGAAAGAUGAAGACGAAGAAGAAGACGAAGAAGAAGACGAAGAAGAGGACAAAGAUGAGGGCAAAGACGAUGAAGGUGAAGAUGAAGAGGAUAAAGAAACGUCAGAGGAUGCCGAAGAUGAAGAUCGGCAGACAGAUAAGUCUGGAGGGGGUACUGAAGAAGAUCGUGCCGAAGAUUACACUCAAGAAAACAGAGAUGAAGAAGACGAUAUUUAUACUGAGAAGGACGUAGAGGAUAAACAAAGCCAAAAUGACACAGGAGAAAUCUCUGACAGCCUUACUCAGGAAACUGAACUUAAGCAGCCGCAACCCUUUUCCUCUCAGAUCGUGGGUAGUUCAGAGGUUGCAUAUCUCAACACGUCUAAUGUGAUACUUUCUGAAACAAUUAGACACGAUGAAGAAGUUGACGUCGUUGAUACACAAGAUGUAGAAUUACUUAUCGAUGAAGGAGGGGAUGAGUUUGAGGAGUUCGAAGUUGUUGGUGAACGGGAAGAGGAGGAAUACAGUGUAGAAGAUUAUGAGGAGGAUGACGAUGAAAACUUCAAGGAAAAACUGGUUUCACACCAGGAAGAAAAUAUGAACCAACUCACUGGUGUAUUGUCACUUUCAAAGGAUCAGGGUAAACAAACAUCCAGGCCUUUGGAACAACCAGUUGAAACCACUGACGAAGACACAGCGAGGAGAGUUUCAAAUUCGACUGAACUUAAGAAUGAAACCAACAAAGACAGUGAUCAGGAAGAAAGUGAAGAAUCAUCUGAAUCUGAAGAAAUUGAUGAUGAUGACGACGUGGAUGACGACGAUGAUGGCGAUGAUGAAGGAGAGGACGAAGACGAUGAUAUGCAAAAAGAAAAAUUAAAAGAAAUGUCCUCAAAUAUUCUUCCAGAAGACAUCAAGCAAGUGGAGUCAAACAUGGCUGAUUUAUCUUUGCAAUGUUCAGUGCAAGAUACUCCAUUCAAUGCAUCACAAAAAAUUGAGAAAGAUGAGGAGGAAGGAAAAGACAAGGAUAGCGAUGAAGAUGAUACUGAUUUUGAUGGCAGUGAUUACGAUGGUGGUGAGCCAUUUAGUAAAGAGGAAGCGGAAAUAUCCGAAAACGCUGGCGAAUCAAAGGACAUAUUCCUUCUCAGCGAAUCAAUUUUCCUCCAUCAAGAAAACGUUCACGACACGGAACUUACAUCAUUGGGGGUUGUUCCCACACGAGUUGGGGCUACCAUGAACUCCUUCACUGAAGCAUCUGUUUCUGACUCACUUUCUGGUGACUUGUAUGAAAAUUUCCCAAUACAAUCGGCUGAUGAAAUCACACAUAUUAAAACUGAUGAUGAUGAUGUAUCCACUGAUCAGAGAGUUCACCCACCAGAAAAAAGUGGAUUCGCCCACCCCGAGGACAUAUUUUUGCCUCAUUGGAUGAGAACAGUCUCAAAAAGUGUAGACCGGGUAAACGCUAAGAACACUGAGCACGACACAUAUGAUGAUCCUUUGGAUUUUGAAGACGACACUGACGAUGAAUUAAGGCAAUCUGAUGUUUCAUCAGAGUUAUCGGAGAGUUAUGUGGAAGAUCUAGAGAGGGAUGAAGAAAACGCAGGUGUUUCUUUUUCUAAAAAUGACUUUGAUUCAAAUAAAGACUACAAACUUGAUGAAUUCAACGAAGCUAAGCCGUCGGAACAAGCUGUCGAAAACUUGAUUCAAUCUUCAACUGAUUUGAAUAUCCAAAUUACAUCUUCACACGAUGUGGGCGUAAAGGGCGACCAAUACGAAGACCAUCAAAAUGUAUACAGAGAAAUAGCGCCUCAAACACGGGAGAUUAGUGAUGAAACCAAAUAUGCAGAUGAAGAUCUCCCCGUUCAGAAAGAUCUAACCCAAAUUGAAACUGUUCCUCUUCUGACUAAAAAUGAUGAUAUGGUAAACAUUCAAACUCAGGAUGAAAACAAGAAAGAAGAAUCAGAAACAGAGGAACAAGCUAAUUCAAAAACAGAAGAACAAGCUGUAUUAGAAACAGAAGAACAAGAAGAAUCCGUUACAGAAGAAAAUUUUGAAUCAGAAUUAAAGGAAGAAACUGAAUUAAUCAAUGAACAAGCUGAAUCAGAAACAAGUGAACAAGAUGAUUCAGAAACAGAGGAACAAACCUGUUCAGAAAUAGAAGAAAAAGUUGAAUCAAGAACAGAGGAACAAGCUGAAUCAGAAACAGAAGAACAAGUUGAAUCAGAAACUGAAGAACAAGCUGAAUCAGAAACAGAAGAAUACGCUGAAUCAGAAACUGAAGAACAAGCUGAAUCAGAAACGGAAAAACGAGCUGAAUCAGAAAAUGAAGAACAAGGUGAAUCAGAGACUGAUGAAAAAGUUGAAUCAGAAGCUGACGAACAAGCUGAAUCAGAAAUUGAAGAACAAGCUGAAUCAAAAACAGAAGAACAAGCUGAAUCAGAAACAGAGGAACAAGCUGAAUCAGAGACUGAUGAAAAAGUUGAAUCAGAAGCUGACGAACAAGCUGAAUCAGAAAUUGAAGAACAAGAUGAAUCAAAAACAGAAGAACAAGCUGAAUCAGAAACAGAGGAACAAGCUGAAUCAGAGACUGAUGAAAAAGUUGAAUCAGAAGCUGACGAACAAGCUGAAUCAGAAAUUGAAGAACAAGAUGAAUCAAAAACAGAAGAACAAGCUGAAUCAGAAACAGAAGAACAAGCUGAAUCGGAAACUGAAGAGCAAGCUGAAUCAGAAAGAGAAGAACAAGCUGAAUCGGAAACUGAAGAGCAAGCUGAAUCAGAGACUGAUGAAAAAGUUGAAUCAGAAGCUGACGAACAAGCUGAAUCAGAAAUUGAAGAACAAGCUGAAUCAGAAACAGAGGAACAAGCUGAAUCAAAAACAGAAGAGAAAGCUGAAUCAGAAACAGAAGAACAAGCUGAAUCGGAAACAGAAGAACAAGCUGAAUCAGAAACAGAAGAACAAGCUGAAUCAGAAACAGAAGAGCAAUUUGAAUCACCUAGGGAAAAAUUUGAAAUAAAACCUGAAACAAUGGAGUUUAGUGCUGAAACCAGAAACGUAGAGGAAGAUCUCCCCAUUCAUACUGAUGUAACUCAAAUCGUUCCUCGUCUGAAUAAAGAUUAUGAUGUGGUAGACAUUGAAACUCGGAAUGAAAAGGAGAAAGCAGAAUCAGAAAAAGAAAAACAAGCUGAUUCAGAAAAUGAAGAAAAACCCGAGUCAGAAACAAAAGAAAAUGUUGAAUCUGUCACAGAAGUGAAUGUUGAAUCGCAAAUAGAAGAAAAAGCUGAACCAGUCAAAGCACAAGCUGAACCAGAAACUGAAGAACAAGCUGAAUCAGAAACAAAAGAACAAGCUUAUUCAGAAACCGAAGAAAAGGCUGAAUCAAUAACAGAGCUGGCUGAUUCCGUAACAGUCUACAAUGAAUUUAAAAAUGAAGAACAAGCUGAAUCAGUUAUAACCGAACAAGCUGAAGCAAUUACAGAAGAGCAAGUUAAAUCAGAAACAAAAGAAGGAAAAAAAGAACAAUUUGAAUCAAUUAUUGAAGAACAUGCUGAAUUUGAACUAAAAGAAAAAUCUUACUCGAUAAUAGAAAAAGAUGUUGCAGAAACAGAAGAAAAACCCGAAUCACACAUAGAAGAACAAAUUGAAUCACUAAGUGAAAAAUUAGAAAGAGAACCUGAAACACGAAAUGUUAGUGCAGAAACCAGAUAUGUAGAGGAAGAUCUCCCCAUUCACAUUGAUUUAACCCAAAUUGAAACUUUUCCUCUUCUGCCAAACGAUGAGGAUGUUGUAAUCAUGGAAACUCAGGAUGAAACCAAAAAAUCAGUAUCAGAAACAGAAGAUUACACUGAUUCAGAAAAAGAAGAACAAGCAGAUUCAGAUACAGAAGAACAAUAUGAUUCAGGAACAGGGGAACAAUCUGAUUCAAAAUUAGAAGAAAAAGUUGAAUCAGAAACAGAAGAACAAGCUGAUUCAGAAACUGAAGAACAAGCUGAAUCAGAAACUAAAGAACAAGCUGAAUCAGAAACAGAAGAGCAAGCUGAAUCAGAAACAGAAGAGAGGGCUGAAUUGGAAACUGAAGAACAAGCUGAAUCAGAAACUGAAGAGCAAGCUGAAUCAGAAACAGAAGAACAAGCUGAAUCGGAAACUGAAGAACAAGCUGAAUCAGAAACAGAAGAACAAAAAGAUUUAGAAACAGAGGAACAAGGUGAAUCAGAAACUGAAGAGCAAGUUGAAUCACUAAGUGAAAAAUUAGAAAGAGAACCUGAAACACGAAAUGUUAGUGCAGAAACCAGAUAUGUAGAGGAAGAUCUCCCCAUUCAGAUUGAUUUAACCCAAAUUGAAACUUUUCCUCUUCUGCCAAAAGAUGAUGAUGUGAUAUACAUUGAAACUCAGGAUGAAACCAAAAAAGCAGUAUCAGAAACAGAAGAACACACUGAUUCAGAAACAGAGGAACAAGCUGAUUCAAAAUUAGAAGAAAAAGUUGAAUCAGAAACAGAAGAACAAGCUGAUUCAGAAACAGAAGAACGGGCUGAAUCAGAAACAGAAAAACAAGUUUAUUUAGAAACAAAAGAACAAGCUGAUUCAGAAAUAGAAGAACAAGCUAAAUCAGAAACAGAGGAACAUGCUGAUUCAAAAUUAGAAGAAAAAGUUGAAUCAGAAACAGAAGAAAAAGCUAAUUCAGAAACAGAAGAACAAACUGAAUCAGAAACAGAAAAACAAGCUGAUUUAGAAACAGAAGAACAUGCUGAUUCACAUACAGAAGAACAAGGUGAUUCAGAAAUAAAAGAACUAGCUGAAUCACUAAAAGAAAAGGUUGAAAGAGAACCUGAAACAUGGAAGAUGUGUGGUGACACAAGACAUGAAGAGGAAGAUCUCCCCAUUCUGAUAGAUGUAACUCAAAUCAAAAUAGUUCCUCUUUUGACUAAAGACGAUGAUUUGAUUCACAUUGAACCUAACGAUGAAAAUAAGGAAAGAACUUCUAAAGUCCUUUGUGAUGCAGGCAAGGAUCAAGAAGAGAUUCUACGUGACGCAAUACAUGAAAACACAAACAAGUCUUUAGUGGAAGAAUCUUCUUUAAAAGAAAAUGUCAAGAAUGAAACCAGCCAACGUACUGACGAGUUUUGGGCAGAUACUCCAGUCCUUGUUAACGAAGAAAGAUCUGUUAAAGAGAUUACACAGAACCAAAAUGUUAGCACCACUUUAGAUUCGGCUUCCGUAGAAGCUCAGCCCUCUGGUGACAUGGAGGAAUAUGAAGAGACUCAAAGAGUUUAUGAAAUCGACGAAGACACCAUGAAAUGUCUUGAGUGGUUAUCCACUCUAUCUGAUUGUACUGAGAUGUCGGUCAUACCAACCAAUGAAUCUAGUGACAUCAUGAACAGGCCGCCCAGCCCUGAGGCCAGAGAGGACGAGUUUAUAAAACCUAUUCUUCAAUUAAAUACAUUAAAUCGUAAACAGGGCGAUUUCACCGUCGUACCUCAAGAUCAACUCGGGGAUUUCAGUGAAUCAUUUGCUUCGGAUGAUGAAAUCGACUUCGCUGAAUGCGCCAGGGAAGGAGCAAUGUCUGAACCGAGCCAGUCCCCAGUGAGACCGAAGGUACAUUUCAGUUUCAGUGAAAAUGCUGAUCAGGCAAGAUCUAGUGCCAAACGCAGAGGCAACAAACCGCACAAAUCAAGGGAUGGGUAUCAUGACAUGUUGGAGGUGUUCGGUAUCACAGAACACGACGCAUCUACAAAUGUUAGACACCAGCACUCGACGUCUUCAUUGGAUUCUUUUGAAUCAACAGAUCCUGAUGUUGUUAAAAUGCUAGAAGCUUUCGGCAUGCUCGCCCACCCGACAUGUGCGGACGAAAUUGAAGUUGAGCUGUCGCUAGCAACCUCCGUAAAUCUCCUGAACAGGCCCGAAAGUCCGUCAUCAACGAGGGACGAAACCGAAAACGAGCGCGAUGAUACUAAAAGAAAUAUCUACGAUGAUGAGGUCCUCCUCCAAGACUUUGGGGAAAGUUUCAAUCCUAUCAAUGACAUUGACAUAGGAGAUUCAAACGUGAACGAAGCAAGACUUGAGAGGAGCGACAGUCCAGAAGCUGAGUACAUAACAGUGCUGCACGGAAAAUAUUCAAAGAGUGCUGCACACAACACUGGCUCUAUUGACAAUGGCUCCAGUUUCGAUUUCAAGAUCAAGGAGACAUUGUUGAAAGGCAUAGAGUCUGGGAAAAGCGCUGGCCAAGAACCUAGUGAAGGAGAUUUACAAAAGGAAGAAAGUGAGAGACUUCAAAUUGAUGACACUAACAUUAAUGUUCCGAACAGCUCAGACUAUUCGGAACUUGCAACAAGAGAAGAUAAUCAAAAUGAAAAAGCCUUGGAACUAGAAAUAACGCAAAUAAAAUUUGGAGAAGUUUCAUCGGCAUAUGCCACUGAACUACAUGUCUCCGAAAAAUUUGAGGAAGAUAUGGAAAAAAGAGAACCUGUUCGCGAACAGCAGCAAAGCUCGGAGGAAGAUGUCAAUAAUUUGGAAGAGUUUAACCUCUCUACAUUAAAUGACAGUAAAACAACUGAUGAAGAUGACAGUGUUCUAGAAGUGCUGGAUAAGACAAUGGAACAAACUCGGGAUGUCAAGGAAUUAGACGCCGUCGACCAAAUGUUAAAUCGAGAUGAAACGGAAGAUGACGAUGAGAUGAAUGAGUUACAAUAUCUAAUGCAGCAGGCGAUGAGUGAUGACACAAAACCAAUGGCAUAUUAUCGUCUGAAAAAUGUCAAUACAAAAGACGAAGAGGAAGAUGAUACAGGGAAUGAUAAUGAGGAGGAAGAUGACAAUGAGGAAGAAGAUGACAGUGAGGAAGAAGAAAGUGAAGAUCAAGGGGAGCAGGAUGGUGUUGAUGAUGAAGAAAACAAUGAUUUUGAAAAGAAAUUAAACGAUCGUGACAUACGUGGACAGGGCGAACUUGCUGGUGAUGGUGACGACAACAAGGCAGAGGAAGCAGUGAAUGGAAACGAUAAUGAAGGAUGGGUACAAGAUCAAAUGAAUCAGGAGCGAGAUAAAAAUGUUGAAAUAGCUCUCCAACGACCUCCGGUGGAUCUAGAGGGUGACCGAGAGGAGGACAUGUUUGAAAGGGAAAAAUUUAGGCAACAACCCAUUAAGGAGGACAUUCGUGAUGUCGAAAUGGUGACAGUGGAAGGUGAUCGUGAGGUGGAAGACGACGAAGGUGUUGGUAAAGUGGCAGAAGAUGAAGAUGAUGGUGAAGGGGAAGAAGAUGAAGUUGAUUGUGGGGUGGAAGAGGAUGAAAAUGAUGGUGAGGAGGAAGGAGAUGAAAGUGGUGAUGGGGACGAAGAUGAAGAUGAUGACGUUGGUGGAUCUGAAAUUGAUGGCGAAGACGACGAGAAUGAAGUUGUUAGUGAAGUGGAGGACCAUGAGGCUGAUGAUGAGGCGGAGAAAGAGGAAGGCGAUGCCUGCACCAAUGAUGAAGAGCAAGAUGGAAGUGAAAGACAUGACAAAAAUGUUGAAAAUGAUGAAGAUAAUGAAAAUGCUGAAAUAGAGGAAAGCAGAUGUACAGAUGAACGUAAAGUUACAGUAAGAAGGGAAUCUGAAGACACAAGUCAACUUAUGCAUGGAAGCGAUGAAAGCAUCUCUGCUGAACAGGCUUAUGAGGAUAUUAUACAAGAAGAGAGCCUCUCACAUUCAAGUAUUUUAAAACUCUCUGGUAUUGAGAAGCCUCUGGUCAGUGGCGAGAAACACGUGAGUUUCUCUGAACCAACCAAUCAAAAUGAUUAUUCAAUAACUCAAAGACCAAAAUUGGCAAUGAUAAAAAAUCAAGACUCGGAAGUAUUUUACACUGUAGACAACACUCCUUUUGAAGAAGUUUUUUUCGAUGCCCAUGAAUCACCAAACAAAGUAGAUCAAAUGCAAACAGCUGUUGAAAGCGAGCACAUUUCAACGCAUGAAUCCAAAUCUGUCACAGGAGAGGAUGCCGAAAAACACAAAAGUGACGUCACUGAAGAGAUUUUUGAGGAUAAAGACCUACCUGAACAUUGCGAUCAAACUGUACCUGAAUACGGAACAAUAGAAGCAUUUCAUUUAGACAAAAGUACUCCUGAAUCUUUUGAAACUUUUCAACUGGAAACAAAAGUAUCUGACUUGGUGAAAAUAAUUGGAGCCGUCGUAAGAGAAGACCAUAAGAAUGUCAACCUAGAAGCUAUUGAACCUGUCUCUGACACCGUUACUGAAGCUCUCAGUGAAACCCCUACAGAAAUUAUCUCUGUUAUUGCAACAGAAGGAUUCACUGAAACAAAUGCUGAAGCUGACGAUGACACAGUUACGGCAGCUGUCACUGAAACCUCCACAGAAAUCAUCACUCACAACGUCACAGAAGAUGUCCCUGACGCAGCUACCGAAGCUGAAAUUGACAUAGCUACCGAAACUAACGAUGACACGUACACGGAAGCUCUCACUGAAACAGACAUCGAAGUUUACAGUGACACAGCUAUCAAAGCUGUCACUGAAAUACUUACCGAAGCUGAAACUGACACAGCUACCGAAGCUAUCAAUGACGCAGCUGCCAAACCUGACAAUGACACUACCCAAGAAGAUGUCACUGACACACCAAACGAAACUAUCACUAACACAGUUUUCGAAGUUGACGACGACACAGUUACCGAAGCAGUCUCUGAAAUCCCCACAGAAAUCAUCACUGACAACGUCACGGAUGAUGUCACUGACACAGCUACCGAAGUUGACACCAGCACCACUUACGAAGCCAGCGAUGACACGUCUACUGAAGCUGAUAAAGACACAGCUAUCGAAGCUGUCACUGACAUGCUUAACGAAUCUGUCACUGACAUAGCUACCGAAACUCAAAAUGACACAUAUAUAGAAGCUUUCCCUGACACAGCUACCGAAGCUGACAAUGACACUGCCCAAGAACUUUUCACUGACAAACCAACCGAUGUUUUUACUGACACAGUUACUGGAACUUUCCCUGAAACACAAAGCGAAACUGUCACAUACACAGCUAACGAAUCUGUCACUGACUUAGUAAAUGAAGCUGUUGCUGACACAGACGUAGACGUUUUUACUGACACACCUACGAAAUAUAUCACUGCCACAUCCACCGAAGCCGACAAUGACACAACUACCGAAGCCGAUAUUGACACACAAGCCAAAGCUUUCACUGACACACCUAACAAAGCCGACAAUCCUGUUCAGGAUAAAAGUAUUGUAGCUUCUGAGUUUAUAAAAAGUAACGACACUGACACAAGCAAGGAAGCCAUCAAAAAGACUAAGUACAGGGAUGACCUAGACAUUGUUUCAGAUGUAACUUACAACACCUAUACUAAGACGGAAGCAAAAGAAGUUCAGUUUAAAGAUGAUGACAGUACUGAACAUGAUACUGUAGACAAGGAUAACAUCGAAACUGAAGACGAGACUGAAGAUUGCCAAACAGAGCAAAAUGAAACUUAUUCAAACGAAACGUUUGAAGACUACACAGUAGAAAAGACUGACGCGCUCGACAAUGUAGAGAAUGAUGAUGAUUGUACAAACAACAUGUUUGAGCUCUUGUCAGCUGAUCACACCUUACCUGUUGAGGAUGACCAGACCAAAACAUUGACAGCUGAACAACCUGAAAGUAUCAAGCAGCGAGAUCUUGGGGUUGUUGCUUAUGACCAGAAUGACAGACUUGUAACAGAAUACCAAAUGGCGGAUGCCAAAGACAGAGUGACUGAAUAUUACAAUGAAAAGGAGACAGAAUCAACCAAUAAAGACAAGAUUGAGCCUGUAGAUGUUGACAACAUUGAAGACGUUACAAAUGAACAAAAGGGAACAAUUAUGCAAGGCAAUAUUACAGUUUUAACAAACUACUCUAGUGACAAAAACAUGACAGACAAGCAACUUGUUACUACCUCAGAUGAUCUAACAGAAGCAUAUGUCGACUCAGUACUUGUAGACGAGACUAUAUCUCUUAUAGAAAAAAUGGAACCAGUCAUAGAUGAACAAGCUGAAUUAGAAACAGAAGAAAAACCGGAAUCAGAGACAGAACAGCUAGCAGCAUCAGAAACAAAAGAAUUAGUCGAAUCAGAAAGUUCAGAACCAGCUGAUAUGGACGAAGAAAAAGAGGAAGACGAAGAAAAAGAAGAAGAAGAGGAAGAAGGAGCUGAAUCAGAAACAGAACAACUAGUUGAAUCAGAAAGAGAACAAGCUGAAUUGGAAACAGAAGAACAAGCUGAACCAGAAACAGAAGAACAAGCUGAAUCAGAAACAGAGGAACAAGCUGAAUCAGAAACAGAAGAACAAGCUGAAUCAGAAACAGAAGAACAAGCUGAAUCAGAAACAGAAGAACAAGCUGAAUCAGAAACAGAAGAACAAGCUGAAUCAGAAACAGAAGAACAAGCUGAAUCAGAAACAGAGGAACAAGCUGAAUCAGAAACAGAAGAACAAGCUGAAUCAGAAACAGAAGAACAAGCUGAAUCAGAAACAGAAGAAAAAGCUGAUCCAGAAACAGAAGAGCAAGCUGAAUCAGAAACAGAAGAACAAGCUGAAUCAGAAACAGAAGAACAAGCUGAAUCAGAAACAGAAGAACAAGCUGAAUCAGUAACAGAAGAACAAGCUGAAUCAGUAACAGAAGAACAAGCUGAAUCAGAAACAGAGGAACAAGCUGAAUCAGAAACAGAAGAACAAGCUGAAUCAGAAACAGAAGAACAAGCUGAAUCAGAAGCAGAAGAAAAAGCUGAUCCAGAAACAGAAGAGCAAGCUGAAUCAGAAACAGAAGAACAAGCUGAAUCAGAAACAGAAGAACGAGCUGAAUCAGAAACAGAAGAACAAGCUGAAUCAGAAACAGAAGAACAAGCUGAAUCAGAAACAGAAGAACAAGCUGAAUCAGAAACAAAAGAACAAACUGAAUCAGAAAUAAGGGAACAACCUGAAUCAGAAACAGAUGAAAAAUCUCAAUUUGAAACGGAAGAGCAAGUUGAAUCAGUCAAAGAAAAAGAAACUGAAUUAGUUUCAUACAAAAAUACUGAAUCAGUCACAGAACUAGCUGAAUCAGUCAAUGACCAAGUUAAUUUAGAAACAGAAGUCCUAGCUGAAUAUGUCAAAGAAACAGAUACUGAAUUUGGUGUAGACAAAAAAACUGAACCAGUCACACUAAAAGCUGAAUCACUAACAGAAGCAGCUGGAUCAGUCGAAGAAAUAGAAAAUGAAUUGAUUAUAAAAACUAAAUCAGUGAAAGAAAACGAAACCGAUUCAGCGACAUCAGAAGAAGAAGCAGAAGAAAAUAUCGAAAAUCCACCAAAGGGACAAACUACAACUUUUUCAGAAAGUCAGAAAGAAAUCGUCUUAGAGGACGAAGAGGUCGAAGUUUAUUCAGAAAACGAGACUGAGCCCGUUAAAUGCAUGUUAAUUGAAGCAGAAAAAACUUUGCCGUGUGAUGAAUCGACGGAUGACGAAAACGACGACGCAUCAAAUUCAACAGAAAUACUGAAAUACACUUCUGAUGACAUAGCGGAAGUUAUUGAAGAUGUCGAUGUUUCACUUGAAGAUGCGUCUGAAGAUCCCGAUGGCAGUUUGACAAUACUAGAGACUGGUGUUUUAGUCGGCACAACACAAGAAACAAUGGAAAAUGCAUAUGUAGAUGAAGUAAAGUUUUUUCUUGGCGUCAACUCAUUUAAAGAAGAGUCAACUGAUUUAAAAUCAGAUACUUUGAAUGAUAACUUUAGAGAAGGAUCAAUAGACAGAACUGAAUCAUUUACAGAAGAGUCGUCUGACAUUAUUUCAGAAACUGUGAAGAAUGAAAUAAGGGAAAGAUCCAUUGACAGAACUGGAUCAUUUGCAGAAGAGUCAUCUGACAGCAUUUCAGAAUCUGUUAAGCGGGAAGUAAGAGAAAAAUCAAUAGACAGAACUGAAUCAUUUGCAGAAGAGUCAUCUGACAGCAUUUCAGAAUCUGUUAAGCGGCAAGUAAGAGAAAAAUCAAUAGACAGAACUGAAUCAUUUGCAGAAGAGUCAUCUGACAGCAUUUCAGAAUCUGUGAAGAGGGAAGUAAGAGAAAGAUCAAUAGACAGAAUAGAAUCAUUUACUGAAGAGACGUCUGAAAAAAUUUCAGAAAAAACGAUGCAGCGCAGCAAGUCAUUAACGGAAGAGACAACAUAUCAAGUUUCAGAAGAGGAUAUUGACUGCAUCCUAGAAAAGGCAAUAGAUAGAACAGAAUCAUUCACGGAAGAGACUCUUCAGGGCGUUGCAGGGGAUGCAUUAGACAGU